Messenger RNA from Aspergillus tanneri, 621 nucleotides. RefSeq lists its product as uncharacterized. The transcript has a single exon. Lineage: Eukaryota; Fungi; Ascomycota; Eurotiomycetes; Eurotiales; Aspergillaceae. The record is from RefSeq and is a predicted model, not a curated record. Bases 1 to 621 code for a protein of 206 amino acids.
AUGGCUCCCAACAAGCCCGUUCUUCAUCCUUUGACAACUCCCAAGACCAUGAGUUUCCCUUCAGAACUCCGAGAACGCACCUACACAUGCCUCGACUCCUUCCGGCCAGACGGAGAGGUAAAGAAAGAGGAUGUGGAAGACACCGAGAUCUCUAUGACUCCUCCUCCAGCAUACACCGACUUCAUCAACACCUUCAGUCCUAUCUUCUCCAGCCCUAGAACAUCCCGCGCCAACUUCUCCAAGUAUAUGCUCGAUAAGCCUCGCCCCUCCCCGACUUCUGCGCCUUCCAGCACCACCUCCACUUUUUUCUCCAGUGGGAACAACUCAAGGGACCUCUCGGCUCGGAGCCCCCCAUCUGCCACCGAUUAUUCGGCUCGUCGUCUGCGUCUCCCUCCUCCUUACGCUUAUACACCCCCCUCGGAUUCCCCGCGCCAUGCAUAUCCUCUUCGGUCCGCCUUUCCCCCUUCAGAGAUGAGGCUGCAACAAUAUGAUUCUUCCGUCGGUGACAAAGGAGGAUGCUUAAGUGUCCGGCACGUGGUCACGACAACUAUCACGUAUAAGCGGACUCCUCAGUUGGCGCCUCCUCCCCAGGGUAAACGGAGAAGGAAUGCUGAUGCCUGA